AUGGCGAGCAUCAGGGACCUGUACAGCAACAAGGACACGGCCGGGUUGGAUUCCAACUUUGGCGUCGACUAUGUGAUCAACUACAAGAUUCCCCAGGAAGAGAGAACCGAAGCCGAAGCCAACUUUGUCCAGCUCAUUGAGGGCUUGACGAGCGUGGGACUGACCACCGAGGUCCGCAGGGGCGACAAGCACUCCCUGCUCAUUUUUGUCAAGAUCGCCUCCGACAAGUUCCUCGCCGACCAGGUCUAUCGCUCCCGACUGCAGGACUGGCUGCAUGGCGCCCGCACCGUCGGCCCCGACUCCGACCUCUCCCAGGCCCUCCGCGAUGAGCCCGUCUCGGACGCCGAGCGCCUGCGUCUGGUAUAUCUCCUAAUCAUCAAGCCCAAGAACGAGGGCGGCGCCGGCAUCACACCCCAGUCCGGCCGCUGGAAGCAUGUGGACUGCGUCUUUCCCCUGCACAACCACGUCUUCAACAGGCAGUGGAUUAAGAAGGUGAGCACCAAGGGCCAGACCGACGACACCGACCUCGACGAGAUCCGCGACAAGUUUGGCGAGAACGUUGCCUUCUACUUUGCGUUCAUGCAGUCCUACUUCAAGUUUCUCGUCUUCCCCGCCGCCGCCGGCUUCGCGGCCUGGAUGUUCCUCGGCCAAUUCUCUUGGCUGUACGCUUUGGCGAGCUGCCUGUGGUCCGUCGUUUUCUUCGAGUUCUGGAAGAAGAAGGAGGUCGACCUAGCCGUCGAGUGGGGCGUCCGUGGCGUAUCCAACAUCCAGCACCCGAGGCCGCAGUUUGAGUACGAGCGCCAGGCCGAGGACCCCAUCACCGGAGAAGCCGUCAAGAUCUACUCGCCCAUCAAGCGCCUCCAGACGCAGCUUCUCCAGAUUCCCUUCGCCGCGGCCUGCAUCGUGGUGCUUGGCUCUCUCAUCGUGACAUGCAACUCGCUGGAGAUCUUCAUCAAUGAGGUUUACAACGGCCCGUUCCAGGCGUAUCUGGGCUUUCUCCCAACCAUCAUCUUGGUCGUAAUGACGCCCACCUUCUCCACCGUCCUUACCAAGUUCGCCAACCGUCUGACGGAGAUCGAGAACUACGAGACCAUUGACGCCCACCACGCCGCCCUGGUUCAGAAGGAGUUCGUUCUCAACUUCCUGACCUCGUACAUGGCACUCUUCUUUACAGCAUUCGUCUACCUCCCGUUUGGAGACCGGCUCACACCGUUCCUCAACUUCUGGCGGUCCACCGCCCAGAUGCUCACUCCCAAGGAUGUCAGCUUCCAGACCCAGGAGUUUGUCAUCAACCCCGAGCGCAUUAGCAAGCAAAUGUUCUACUUCACCGUGACCGCCCAGGUCGUCAACUUCGCCACCGAAGUCAUCGUGCCGUACGUCAAGCGCCAGGUGUUCCAGGAGGUUCGCGAGGUGCAGUCCAAGAUGGCCAAGGAGGACGAUGCUGCCAAGAUCAAGGACCCCGCUGAAGAGGCCGCCUUUUUGGAGAGAGUGAGAAACGAGGUCGAGCUCGAGACGUAUGAUGUUACCAGCGACUACCGCGAGAUGGUCAUUCAGUUUGGAUAUCUCUCCCUCUUCUCGGUCGCGUGGCCCCUGACGGCUUGCUGCUUCUUGGUCAACAACUGGGUCGAGAUGCGGUCCGACGCCGUCAAGAUUGCUAUCAGCAGCAGACGUCCCAUCCCGUGGCGUGCGGACUCGAUCGGACCUUGGCUCAACGCUCUCGGGUUCCUCUCCUGGUUGGGCAGCAUCACCAGCGCGUCCAUCGUUUUCCUGUGCAGUGCCAACGGCGACGGGCCGCGUGGAACACCGUCCAGCAUCAAGGCCUGGGGUUUGCUGCUCAGCAUUCUCCUUGCUGAGCACUUUUACUUUGCCGCGCAGUUCCUCGUUCGUCUGGCGUUUAAGAAACUGGACAGCCCCGGACUGCAGAAGGAGAGGAAGGAGCGCUUCCUGAUGAAGAAGAGGCUCCUUGAACAGAACCUGGGCCAGGGUGUUUCCGACCAAGCUGCCACGCCUGGUAUUGAGAAGACUGAGGAGAUUACCCUCCAAGCGUUGGAGGAGGAGGCUCGCAGGAUUUCCACUCAGGGCCACGGAGGCCCAGAGGAAGCACAGCGCGGUAUGGGCGAGACCAUUCAGAUCGGCAGGAGCUUGAUCGCACAGAGCACUUCCGGCAACAAGACCAAGGCGUGA
This is a messenger RNA of Colletotrichum chrysophilum, 2184 nucleotides long. RefSeq lists its product as uncharacterized. Gene Ontology annotation, biological process: chloride transmembrane transport. The record is from RefSeq and is a predicted model, not a curated record. Gene Ontology annotation, molecular function: chloride channel activity. Gene Ontology annotation, cellular component: cortical endoplasmic reticulum. NCBI's taxonomy places the organism in Eukaryota, Fungi, Ascomycota, Sordariomycetes, Glomerellales, Glomerellaceae. The transcript is spliced from 6 exons. Bases 1 to 2184 code for a protein of 727 amino acids.